Fraxinus pennsylvanica is the source of this 939-nucleotide messenger RNA. NCBI's taxonomy places the organism in Eukaryota, Viridiplantae, Streptophyta, Magnoliopsida, Lamiales, Oleaceae. The record is from the annotation of a GenBank genome assembly.
AUGGCAUCAUCAAAAGGCUUGUUGAAGAUUAUAUCCGAAGGAGUUUUCAGAAAAUUUGAGAUGGGUUCUCUUCACGGUCCGGUUCUUUGCCCCGUGGUCUGUGCAAAACAAACUGGAAUGUACUCUGUACCUGUAAAAUCGCCCUUAUCAAAUGCUAAGUUCAUCAAAAGUGGAUUCUUGGGGAUUAGGGGGAUCAACAGCGGGAAUUCCAACGAGAAUGACGCUGAUUAUGUGAAUUCCAGUGUGGUUGAAGCUGUCGAGGUGAGGAGUAGCCCGGAUGGUUUCAUGAUCAAGAUGAGAGAUGGUAGGCAUUUGAGAUGUGUCCAUAAUAAUCCUCAAGGGGUUCAUCUGCCAGAUUAUGCUCCACAUCCAGCAAUCGUAUUGAAGAUGGAAGACGAAAUGGGACUUCUUCUUCCGAUAAUUGUUUUGGAGAUGCCAAGUGUGCUGCUCAUGGCAGCCGUACGCAAUGUCCAAAUUGCUAGGCCUACAGUGUAUCAAGUGGUGAAGGAUAUGAUUGAGAAGAUGGGCUAUACAGUUAAACUUGUUCGAGUCACCAAGAGGGUACACGAGGCAUAUUUUGCCGAGUUACAGCUUGUAAAGUUGGACAAUGAAGCAGAAUGUGUCAGCUUUGAUCUGCGACCUUCAGAUGCCAUUAACAUAGCUGUGAGAUGCAAGGUGCCAAUACAAGUCAACAAAUACUUGGCCUACAGUGAUGGCAUGAGGGUUAUUGAAUCCGCAAAAGUGCCCUUGCUGAGCUCUUUAUCAGAUGGUUUGCUAUUCACUGAGUUGGACAGGCCUACUGGGAAGCCUUGCCUUGAAACAGAGGAGUUUAAUCUUUUGCGCAAUAUGCUAAUUGCUGCAGUUGAAGAACGAUACAGAGAUGCAGCUCUCUUGAGGGACAGGCUUACUCAACUUCGCUCUAAGAGGAACUGGACAUAG